Cotesia glomerata is the source of this 4270-nucleotide messenger RNA. RefSeq lists its product as uncharacterized. The record is from RefSeq and is a predicted model, not a curated record. The transcript has a single exon. The coding region runs from base 243 to 1529 and encodes 428 amino acids. NCBI's taxonomy places the organism in Eukaryota, Metazoa, Arthropoda, Insecta, Hymenoptera, Braconidae.
AUGUGAUUUUACAGUGCUCUUGAAUUUUCAGUUAGUGAAUUGGUUAUAGUACAUUAAAAAACUUAAUUCUAAUAUCAUUGUGUUCGUUAUGUGAAGAGGUCUAUUUUGACAUAAUAAUUAAGUUAAUGGAUGAAAUAGUUCUUUUAUUAUUGUUUUAAUAAAGUGGAUUCAAUUUAGCGAGGUUAGAGUGUUGCGGUUUUGUAGGUGUAGGUGCUGGAAUACCAGCACCAACCUAAACAGGAAUGUCAUUCCAUCAGACAUGUCAUUUGUGUAAACAGAAUACGGUAAAAAACGCAUUUAUUCGUUCUGGUUGUAAUAAUGUCUUUCAUAAGAGCUGUAGAGGAAAGAAACAUAGGUGUUUAAACAUAAUGAAUGAUCUUGUCCAAUGUGUCGGUCAUGAUCUGAAUAAAUUCAUGGAUACAAAAAGUACAAAAUCAAGUGAUAGUUUAAGACAAACAAAAAGAAAAAGAACAGAAGAAGCAGAUAAUGAUUUUGAUGAUAAAAUGGAUUUAUUGCUGGAUAGAUUUGAUAGCAUGAAAGCUGAUAAUGAUUUAUUAAAAAGUGAGAUUAAACUGUUAGUAAAAAGUGAGAUUAAACAGUCAGUAAAAAAAGAGUUGGAAGAUUUUAAAAAAGAAAUUGCUGUUAUAGUAACCAAUUCAGUGCGUAAGGAACUAAUGAAAAUGAACCGAAGUACUGUGAAUGUAACAACACCAAGUGUCACCUAUAGUUCAAGGCUUCACUCGUACAUAGGAAAAGUACAGCAAUCACAAUUAGAAAACAUUAUAGUAGAGCCGAAAGAAAAGCAGGAUACGGCAGUAACUGUACAGAAGCUCAAGAAAAGUGUAGAUGUUGGUAAAUUUGGUUUGGGAAUUGACAGAAUAGGAAAGACAAGAAGUGGAAAAGUAAUUAUCGGUUGUAAACAAAAACAAGAUUCAUGUAAACUAGUAGAAGAAUUAAAAAAAAGUAUAGGUCAGGAUUAUAAUAUAAAAAUGAAAGAUAAGAAAAUGCCAAAAAUAAAAAUAAUUGACAUUGAGGAGGACAUUAUUUCUGAAAAAACUGAUGAGGAAAUAAUAAAAAUGAUACAACGGCAAAAUGACAUACCCCUGGAUGAAAACAGUAAAAUGGAUAUAAAAAAGAAAGGAAUUGGAAAGAAAAGAGAUGGAUUAAUUAUUAUGGAAGUUGAUCCUAAAUUACAUAAGUAUUUAGUGGAAAUAAACAGAAUAAAACUAGGUUGGAAUAAAUGCAGAGUCUUAGAUUGUGUGAGUGUAUUAAGGUGUUAUAAGUGCUGGGGUUAUUAUCAUUUUGCGAAAGAUUGUAGAAACGGAAUUAAGUGUAGAAGGUGUGCGGGUGACCAUAAAGAAGAGGAAUGUGACAGUACGGAGAAGAAGUGUGUUAACUGUCAAAAAAUGAAAGACGUUUAUAAAGUAGAUGACAUUGAAGUAAAUCACUGGGCAAAUGACGUUAAUUGUGAAUAUUAUAGAAGAACUAGAAAUAAAGCACAGAAAAAUAUCAAAUAUUUUUCUGAAUAGCAACAAAAAAGAAGUAGAAAUCGCUCAAUGAGUAGUCAAAUGUUUGUGAUAAAUAUUCAGGGCUUAUUACGACAUUUAGAUGAGUUAAAAAUGUUUAUAGUAAACAAGAGACCUGAAAUAGUAUGUAUAACUGAAUCGCAUUUGACAGCUGAUGUGAGUGAACAUGAAUAUGUUAUUGGUAAUUAUACUAAUGUGAAAAUGUUUUCGAAUAAUAAAAGAACAGGAGGUGUAAUGAUAUAUGUGAGAAAGGACAUCAAUUAUGAAAUAAUAAAUAAUGUGGUUGAUCAUGCUAAUGUAGAAGUAAAUAUGUGGAUGUGUAGUAUCAAACUUAAAGGUCUAUUGGAGAAUAUAAUUAUAAGCAAUGUAUAUCAUUCUCCUAACCAAAGCAAUAGUAUGUUUAUAGAAAGAUUAAUAGAAGAAUAUGAAAACUUAGAUCAAAAGGGACAAGUUAUUUUAGUUGGUGACUUUAAUAUAGACGUAGGAAAGGAAUCUCAGUAUUCAAGAAAGCUAAUUAAAGAAAUGAAAAGUGUUGGUCUGAAUCAAUGGGUUAGUGAAUAUACUCGCGUGACAUCUAAUUCUAAAACUAUAAUAGAUUUAGUAUUUUCUCACGAGAAUAUAUGUACGGAAGUUUUAGAAGUGCCAAAGAUUUCGGAUCAUUUUAUUGUGAAAGCGUCAUUACCAAUAGUUAAGAAUAAGAAAAAAAACAAUAAUAAUGAUAGUUGUAUUAAAUUUAAAAGAGACUAUAGUAGAUUUAAUAAUGCUAGCUUAAGUAAAAAUAUCUGUAAUUACUAUAAGAAUUUAUGUACUGAGAAUUUGGAAUAUGAGUGUGGAAGUGUGGAUUUAAAAGUAGGAUUUCUAACAGAGGUUAUUCUUAAUAGUAUUAACACAGUGGCUCCAAUUAAAAAAAUUAUAGUAAAAAACAAAUGGGAAAAUUGUAAGUGGUUCAAAUGUCAUAUUAAAAAGUUAAUAAAUAGUAGGGAUAAUUCUUAUAAAGAAUUUAAAAGUAGAAAUUCUGUCGCAGAAUGGGAAAAGUAUAAAAAAUUAAGAAAUUUAGUUGUGAUUGAAAUAAGAAAAGCCAAAAAGGAGUAUUACGAAAAAUUGGUUGACGGUCAUAAAAACAAUUCUAAAAUUUUAUGGAAAAAGAUGAAAGAUACAAUAGGUAAUAAAAAUCAAGUAGAAAUAAAACUGAAAAUCGUCUUUAGUAAUGAAACAAUCGGGAAUAAUUCGAUUAUUGCUGAAAGAUUCAAUCAUUUUUUUUUGCAAAGCGUUGAAGACAUUGUUAAUAAUAUUGAUAAGAGUAAUCGAGAUGAUAGUAACUUUAGGUAUGAUGGAUUGAUGACAAAAUUUGAUAAUUUAGUAGAGGUUGAUGAAACAGAGUUAGACAAAAUAAUUAAGAAGUUAGAUAAAAACAAAGGUAAAGGGAAUGUAAUAUCUUAUGAUAUAAUUAAGAAAAUAUGGGAUGUUGAUAAGGUAGUUAUUCGAAAGCUUAUAAAUUGUAGUUUAGUCAGCUAAAAUUCCAAAAGAAUGGAAAAACUCAUUAGUCUAUCCAAUACCUAAAGUGAAGGGUACUAAUAAAGCUGAAUAAUACAGACCGGUAAAUACUCUGCCAGAGUUAGAAAAAAUUCUAGAACAAGUAGUGAAAAAUAGAUUAAUUAAGCACCUGGAUAAAAACAAAAUAUUAAAAGAAGAACAGUCUGGUUUUAGAUUACAUCAUUCAAGUGAGACGACUUUGCAAAAGACAAUGUGUGAAUGGAGAGAGGAGAUAGACAAAGGCAAUAUAAUAGGGGUAGUUUUUGUUGAUCUUAAAAGAGCUUUUGAGACCAUAGACAGACAAGUAUUAAUUAAAAGGUUAGAAAUGUAUGGUGUAAGUGUUAAUGCACUGGAAUGGUUUAAAUGCUAUUUGAAUGAGAGAACGCAACAAGUAAAAUUUGGAGAGUCAAUAUCUAGUAAAAAAUCUGUCAACCAUGGUGUUCCGCAAGGAUCUAUUUUGGGUCCUUUGCUCUUUAUUAUAUAUAUAAACACAAUUGUAGAUAUUGUAUAUAAUUAUGGUUGUAAGUGUAAAUUGUUUGCGGAUGAUAAAAUGAUAUAUUUUAGUGCAAAAGAUACAAAAGUUAUCGAAUCAGUAUUGAAUAAAGUAUUAAUAAAUUUAGGAAUAUGGUUAAAUAAUAACUUGCUCAAACCAAAUGUUAAAAAGACUGUUUGUAUGUUAAUUCGAGAUAGAAAAAAAAAAAGAAUAUUGGGAACAUAGAAUUGAGGUUGGAUGGAGAAAAAAUUAGGCAAUGUACAGAAACUAAAUAUUUGGGCAUAGUAAUAGAUGAAUUUUUAAGUUUUACGAAUCAUACUUUUUAUAUUGUUGAAAAAAUUAAUACCAAGAUAAAUUUACUAUACAGGCUAAGUGGUUUUAUUAGUGAUUAUACUAAAGUAAUAAUAUAUAAAUCAAUUAUUGCGCCUCAUUUUGACUAUUGCUCGACUUUGUUAAUAAACAUUAAUGAUGAAUGCAUAAAUAGGUUACAGAAGUGUCAAAACCAAGCCAUGAGAAUUAUAUUAAGAGUGAAUAGAUAUACGCCUAUAGAAUGUAUGUUAGAAACGCUAUGUUUUUUGUCAGUUAAAGACAGACUUAAGUUUAAUGUAUGUGUUUUUAUAUAUAAAAUGUUAAAUAAUAUCUUGCCUGACUAUAUGAAUAGAAUUAUUGUAAAAAGUAAACAUAGGUAUGGUACAAGGAACAAAAACAAACUAUUAGU